AGGAGGGGGAGGGGGGUGCUGGGAGCUGUCACUGGGGCAAGGCGCGUGCUCACACCUCCAGGUUCUGAGCUGUGAAUCUGGGCGGCCCGCGCGGAACGAGGUGUGUGGCUCCGGCUGUCACCUUCCAUAGGCGGCUUCUUGUAGACGCGCCUGAAAUGCAGAGCACGGCCCACUAAGCACUGCCAGCCACAACUACAGCGUUUAGGAGCUCAUCCCCCUAACCUCUGCUCCCCCAGAUUCAGGCAGAUCAUCUCAGAGGACCCAAGACUCCAAAAAUGUUUCCUCUAAAGGAUGCUGAAAUGGGUGCCUUUACCUUCUUUGCCUCAUCUCUUCCACAUGAUGUUUGUGGAAGCAAUGGACUUCCUCUCACGCCAAAUUCCAUCAAAAUUUUAGGUCGAUUCCAAAUCCUUAAGACUAUCACCCAUCCCAGACUGUGCCAAUAUGUGGAUAUUUCUAGGGGAAAGCAUGAAAGACUAGUGGUGGUGGCGGAGCACUGUGAGCGGAGUUUGGAAGACCUUCUAAGAGAAAGGAAACCUGUGAGUUAUUCAACAGUUUUGUGCAUAGCAUAUGAGGUACUUGAGGGCUUGCAGUACUUGAACAAGCAUGGCAUGGUGCACCGGGCCUUGUCUCCUCAUAACAUCCUGUUGGAUCGGAAGGGUCAUAUUAAACUGGCUAAAUUUGGACUUUAUCACAUGACAGCCCAUGGUGAUGAUGUCGAUUUCCCAAUAGGGUAUCCCUCAUAUCUGGCACCCGAGGUAAUUGCACAAGGAAUUUUCAAAACUACUGAUCAUGUGCCAAGUGAAAAACCUUUGCCUUCUGGCCCCAAAUCAGAUGUAUGGUCUCUUGGGAUAAUUUUAUUUGAGCUUUGUGUGGGGAGAAAACUGUUUCAGAGCUUGGAUAUUUCUGAAAGACUAAAAUUUCUGCUCACUUUGGGCUGUGUAGAUGAUACUAUAAUAGUUCUGGCUGAGGAGCAUGGCUGUCUGGACAGUAUCAAGGAGCUUCCUGAAAAUGUGAUGAAUAUUUUGAAGAAGUGCCUCACCUUUCAUCCUUCUAAGAGGCCAACCCCAGAUGAGUUAAUGAGGGACCAGGUGUUCAGUGAAGUGUCACCUUUAUACACCCCCUUUGUCAAACCUGCCAGUCUGUUUUCAUCCUCUCUGAGAUGUGCUGAUCUAACUCUGCCUGAGGAUAUCAGUGACUUGUGUAAAGAUACAGACAAUGAUUACUUGGCGGAGAGAUCUAUUGAGGAAGUGUACUACCUUUGGUGUUUGGCUGGAGGGGACCUGGAAAAGGAGCUUAUAAACAAGGAAAUUAUUCGAUCCAAACCACCCAUCUGCACACUCCCAAAUUUUCUCUUUGAAGAUGGAGAAAGUUUUGGACAAGGUCGAGAUAGAAGCUCACUCUUAGAUGACACCACUGUCACGUUGUCGUUAUGCCAGCUAAGAAACAGAUUAAAAGAUGUUGGUGGAGAAGCGUUCUACCCAUUGCUUGAAGAUGACCAAUCAAAUUUGCCACAUUCAAACAGCAGUAAUGAGUUGUCUACGGCUGCUGCCCUGCCUUUAAUCAUCAGGGAGAGAGACACAGAAUACCAGCUGACCAGGAUUAUUCUCUUUGACAGGCUGCUGAAGGCUUACCCAUACAAAAAAAAUCAAAUCUGGAAGGAGGCAAGAGUUGACAUUCCUCCACUUAUGAGAGGCUUAACCUGGGCUGCUCUCCUGGGAGUUGAGGGAGCUAUUCAUGCCAAGUAUGACGCCAUUGAUAAAGACACUCCAAUUCCCACAGAUAGACAAAUUGAAGUGGAUAUUCCUCGCUGUCAUCAGUAUGACGAACUGCUGUCAUCCCCAGAAGGCCAUGCGAAGUUCCGGCGAGUACUGAAAGCUUGGGUGGUUUCUCACCCUGAUCUCGUGUAUUGGCAAGGCCUUGACUCACUGUGUGCUCCGUUCCUGUAUCUAAACUUCAACAAUGAAGCCUUGGCGUAUGCAUGCAUGUCUGCUUUUAUUCCCAAAUACCUGUAUAACUUCUUCUUGAAAGAUAACUCACAUGUAAUACAAGAGUACUUGACUGUCUUCUCCCAGAUGAUCGCCUUCCAUGAUCCAGAGCUGAGUAAUCACCUCAACGAGAUUGGCUUCAUCCCUGAUCUCUACGCCAUCCCUUGGUUUCUCACCAUGUUUACUCAUGUAUUUCCACUGCACAAAAUUUUCCACCUCUGGGAUACAUUGCUGCUCGGAAAUUCCUCCUUCCCAUUCUGUAUUGGAGUAGCCAUCCUCCAGCAGCUACGGGACCGUCUUUUGGCCAAUGGCUUCAAUGAAUGCAUCCUUCUCUUCUCUGACUUACCAGAAAUUGACAUUGAACGCUGCGUACGCGAGUCGGUCAAUCUGUUUUGCUGGACUCCUAAAAGUGCUACAUACAGACAGCAUGCUCAGCCUCCAAGGCCAACCUCUGAGAGCAGCUCAGUCCGAAGCUCCGCCCCUUACUUCUCUGCUGAGUGUACAGAUCCUCCCAAGACAGACCUGUCAAGAGAAUCCAUCCCUUUGAGUGACCUGAAAUCAGAAGUGUCACCCCGGAUUUCAGCAGAAGACCUGAUCGAUUUGUGUGACCUCACAGUGACAGGCCAUUUCAAAACCCCCACCAAGAAAACCAAGUCCAGUAAACCAAAGCUCCUGGUGGUCGACAUCAGAAACAGUGAGGACUUUGUUCGCGGUCAUAUUGCGGGCAGCAUCAACAUCCCAUUCAGCGCAGCCUUCACGGCCGAAGGAGAGCUCAGCCAGGGCCCGUCCACCACCAUGCUGCACAGCUUCAAGGGGAAGGUCAUUGUGAUUGUGGGGCACGUGGCCAAGCAAACAGCUGAGUUUGCAGCUCAUCUUGUAAAGAUGAAAUACCCAAGAGUCUGUAUUCUGGAUGGCGGCAUUAACAAGAUCAGGCCAACAGGCCUCCUCACGGUCCCCUCUCCUCAGAUAUGAAAGACCAAGUGCGUGGCUGACAAGACAGAGUGCCAUCACCCCCUCACAGCCUGUUACCCUGGGACCCAAGAGGACAUCAGACCACACUGCAUUGCAAAAUUUUCUCAUGAGAUAAAUCGUGACUCAAAUGGUCACCUAUCUAGGCAAGAAAUUUGGUUGUUCAUGUAUUGCUGAAAGAAUUUUUUUAAUAGUGAAAUCCGAUCAUGCCACAUAAAUCCACACUGCCACAUAAAACCAGAGGAAUUCAGCUGACAGAGCAGAUUUAGCACUGUCAAGAAUCCAAGAUGAACUGAGAAAACUGCUGUCCACUGCAUUGAGCAGACUGUCUUAACAAAGGUGUUUAGAAAAUAGGAUGUGUCUCACCACCUCUUCUUUAUGGAAGAAAUUAAAAAGCUAGUUUACAGUAAAUGUGGUAUUUGGUGUGUGUGUGUGUGUGUGUGUGUGUGUGUGUGUGUGUAUACAUGGGUGUGUAUGUGUUUAGACCAUUGUGAAAAGUGGUAGCAGCAUUCUCAGCGAAUGGAACUUCAGAGACCAGCCAUAUUUGGUAACAUAUUUGUCCACUUCCUAUAGCAGGAAAUUGAAAGAAUGACUCAAACAGCUUUUCUGACCUAACACUCAAGUCUUCAUGGACAGAGACUACUUCCUUACCUGCACAAAGGCACAGAGCUGAUAUCUACUGUUUUACCACAGAACAGUUUUCUUCUUGUGAAUAAAAAGAGCUCCUUAGACUGGCAGCAGGCAUAGGCCUAAGCCAGGAGCUUUCCCAGUGCUGAGAGGGGAAGUGGACACAGCCCGUCUCUCGCCUCGCCACAAAGCCGUCUCCAGUUGAUACCACUCACAAAGAAAAGUUAGUUUCUCCAGAGGAAUCUCACUGAGGGUACAAGCACACAGAGCCAGGCCCCAUGCCCAACAGUUGAUGGCCAACAAAAUAUGAACUCAAUUGUAUUUUUAGAUUUUUUUUGUCUGAUAUUGCUUUACUUGGCAUUUUUUUACCGUUAUUUUUUUCUUAUAUGAUAUUGUUUCUGAUUGUGUGUUUUUAUUGAUUUUAUUUGUGUGUAUGUAUAUAUAUGUGUGUGUGUUUCUCUGUGCUGUUUUUGUAUGUUGUUCUGUUUUAUUCUGGUUUGUUUUCUAGAUGAUGAAAAAGAAAGCAUGGAAUUGGAAGGGUGGGAAAGAUCUGGGAGACAAUUAAGUAAGGGAAACUGUGAUCAGAAUAUAUUAAACAAGAAAUUAUUUUCAAUUUAAUAAAAAGAUUCCUCUGUUCCCAUCAUUAUAUCUUCAAUCUAGAAGGAAAGAAAGAAAAGAGGGAAGGCAAGAUAGGGAAGACAGAAAUAGGAAGAAGUAAGGAAGAAACAUGAGCAGGGAAGAGAAGGAAGAGGCAUUCCCUUCCCUUCCCUUAAAGACACAACUGACCUGGGACACUCCCUCCACUGUCAGAAUGGUGAGCAGCCUGGACGCACAUGGCGGCACCCAGGAAGACUGGGUGAGACUGCAGCCUCUAGCUGAAAACCAUUUCCCCAGCUCCGAAAACCUGACUACAGUGAGAAGAAGAAAUAUGGAAUCAGAAAAACUAAGACAUUUCAUCAUUUGUAAGAGGAACACUUUUUUUUUUCAGAUUUCUGAAAUGGGAACAUAUCAUUUUAUUACUGAAAUACAUCCUUUGACUAUUUUAAAUGUUGUUUCUAAAGGAUUCUUCAUAACUUCUAUUCUUCAUCGCUGUGGAGACUGUCUUCUCUGAACAUUUGUACAAGAACCUCAAGCUUCUGGGCCUGGAUUUCAUUCUGCUAUGGUUUCUGUCUUUAUUUUGUUUGCAUCUGUUUUUAAUUUUGUAAAUAUAUACAUGUGGGUGCAGGUACCCAA
Messenger RNA from Apodemus sylvaticus (European woodmouse), 4814 nucleotides. RefSeq names its product TBC1 domain containing kinase (gene Tbck). Gene Ontology annotation, biological process: protein phosphorylation. The transcript has 26 exons. The coding region runs from base 276 to 2957 and encodes 893 amino acids. The record is from RefSeq and is a predicted model, not a curated record. Gene Ontology annotation, molecular function: protein kinase activity; ATP binding. NCBI's taxonomy places the organism in Eukaryota, Metazoa, Chordata, Mammalia, Rodentia, Muridae.